Molecule: messenger RNA, 237 nt
Organism: Laccaria bicolor S238N-H82
Lineage: Eukaryota; Fungi; Basidiomycota; Agaricomycetes; Agaricales; Hydnangiaceae
Exons: 2
Coding region: 1-237 (78 amino acids)
Source: RefSeq, a predicted model, not a curated record
AUGACUUUGGGUUUGCAGGAAUUGAUGGCGCGCCCGAAAUGGCAUUUGCUUUGCUCACAGCUGAUUCCUGGUUGCGGAUUCAGAAAUCAACCAGUGUUAGGGAUGGGAACAGUUAAAUUAAUCUCCCACGUUGAUGGAAAAGCCUAUCCCAUCACUCUCAAUAAUGUGCUUCACGUUCCGAAUGCACCCCAUAAUCUUAUCUUGCUCGGGCGAGUUACUGGUGAAGUCUUGAAAUAA